Messenger RNA from Loxodonta africana (African savanna elephant), 9844 nucleotides. RefSeq names its product TATA-box binding protein associated factor 3 (gene TAF3). The record is from RefSeq and is a predicted model, not a curated record. The transcript has 7 exons. Gene Ontology annotation, molecular function: transcription factor binding; protein heterodimerization activity; p53 binding. Lineage: Eukaryota; Metazoa; Chordata; Mammalia; Proboscidea; Elephantidae. Bases 220 to 3012 code for a protein of 930 amino acids. Gene Ontology annotation, biological process: positive regulation of transcription by RNA polymerase II. Gene Ontology annotation, cellular component: transcription factor TFIID complex.
CCCGGCGACAGUCCAGCGGGAGGCGGAGCGAGUCCAAAAUGGCGACUCUCAGGCUCGCGCGCUCUGUGUUGCUGAGGCUUUGAGGUGGUCGCCGGGGGUCUAGGGGACGAUUUCCCCGCCACGGGUGCCCUGGAGGAUGAAUCGGGGGCUCUGCUAAGGUUAGGCGGUGGGGCUGGAGAGCAGUGGCAGCAAGGACUGCGGUGGAGUCAACGGAACGGGAUGUGUGAGAGUUACUCCAGGUCGUUGUUGAGGGUCUCGGUGGCGCAGAUCUGCCAGGCGCUGGGCUGGGACUCGGUGCAGCUCAGCGCCUGCCAUCUCCUCACGGACGUGCUGCAGCGUUAUCUGCAGCAGUUGGGACGGGGCUGCCAUCGGUACUCUGAGCUCUACGGCCGAACUGACCCAAUUUUGGAUGAUGUUGGUGAAGCUUUCCAGCUUAUGGGGGUUAAUCUUCAUGAACUAGAAGACUAUAUUCAUAAUAUUGAACCUGUCACUUUCCCACAUCAAAUUCCUUCAUUUCCUGUUAGCAAGAACAAUGUACUUCAGUUUCCUCCACCUGGAAGUAAAGAUGCAGAAGAAAGGAAAGAAUACAUUCCUGAUUACAUGCCACCCAUUGUGUCUUCUCAAGAAGAGGAAGAAGAAGAACAGGUGCCCACAGAUGGGGGCACAUCAGCAGAAGCCAUGCAAGUUCCCUUGGAAGAAGAUGAUGAAUUGGAAGAGGAGGAAAUUAUUAAUGAUGAAAAUUUCUUGGGUAAGAGACCGUUGGAUAGCCCUGAAGCCGAAGAAGUGCCUGCCAUGAAGCGACCACGACUAUUAAACACUAAAGGGGAUACCCUAGAUGUAGUAUUACUGGAAGCUCGAGAGCCACUCAGCUCAAUAAAUACUCAAAAGAUUCCACCAAUGCUUUCUCCAGUCCAUGUACAGGACAACACAGACCUAGCACCUCCAUCCCCAGAGCCACCAAUGUUGGCUCCAGUUGCAAAAUCACAAAUACCAACUGCAAAACCAUUAGAAACAAAGUCAUUUACACCUAAAACAAAGACUAAAACUGGUUCUCCAGGACAGAAGACUAAAUCACCUAAAACUACUCAGUCACCAGCAAUGGUCGGAAGUCCUAUUCGGUCACCUAAAACUAUAUCCAAAGAAAAGAAAUCACCUGGACGUUCUAAGAGUCCCAAAAGCCCAAAGAGUCCCAAGGUUAUGACUCAUAUUUCCCAAGCACCUAUCAGACCUGAAACACCAAAUAGGACUCCUUCAGCUACAAUAAGUGAAAAAAUCAAUAAAGAGAUUAUCCAGGUAAAACAAACACAAACACCCCCUGAUGCUGGGAAACUGAACAGUGACAAUCAGCUGAAAAAGGCUGUUGUAAUAGAUAAAACAAUUGAUGACUCUAUUGAUGCUGUGAUUGCACGAGCUUGUGCUGAACGAGAGCCAGAUCCUUUUGAAUUUUCUUCAGGAUCAGAAUCUGAAGGAGACAUUUUUACCAGCCCUAAGAGAAUUUCAGGUUCAGAGUGUACUACUCCAAAAGCUUCUACUUCCUCAAACAAUUUUACUAAGUCAGGAUCCACUCCUCUGCCUCUUUCAGGUGGAACUUCAAGUUCUGAUAAUUCAUGGACCAUGGAUGCCUCUAUUGAUGAGGUUGUACGUAAAGCAAAAAUGGGAACACCUUCAAAUAUGCCCCCCAAUUUUCCUUAUUUCUCUUCUCCCUCAGUUUCUCCUCCCACCCCUGAACCUCUUCACAAGGUGUAUGAGGAGAAAACCAAACUGCCUUCAUCAAUAGAAGUAAAGAAGAAGUUGAAAAAAGAACUGAAAACUAAAAUGAAAAAGAAAGAAAAGCAGAGAGAUAAGGAAAGGGAAAAAGACAAAAGCAAGGAAAAAAGUAAAGAGAAGGAUAAAGUUAAAGAGAAAGAGAAGGAAACCAGCAAGGAAACAAAGUAUCCAUGGAAGGAAUUUCUUAAAGAUGACGAUUCAGAUCCCUAUAAAUUUAAAAUAAAAGAGUUUGAUGAUGUGGAUCCAAAAGUGAGAUUGAAAGAUGGAAUUGUAAGAAAGGAGAAAGAGAAGCAUAAAGAUAAGAAAAAAGACAGAGAAAAAGGCAAAAAAGAUAAAGAGAAGAAAGAAAAAGAAAAAGCUAAAGAUAAAGGCAGAGAAGAGAAGAUGAAAGCUCCACCAGCUCCCUUAGUAUUGCCUCCAAAAGAAAUGGCUUUGCCCUUGUUCAGCCCUGCUGCUGCAGUGAGAAUCCCACCAAUGUUACCUUCUUUGUCGCCAAUGCUUCCUGAAAAAUUGUUUGAAGAAAAAGAGAAACCUAAGGAAAAAGAAAAGAAAAAAGACAAAAAGGAGAAGAAGAAAAAGAAAGAGAAAGAGAAGGAAAAGGAGAAGAAAGAGAAGGAAAGGGAAAAAGAGAAAAGAGAGAGAGAGAAAAGAGAAAAAGAAAAGGAGAAACACAAGCAUGAAAAAAUAAAAGUGGAGCCCGUUGUUCCAGCCCCAAGUCCUGUUAUCCCCAGAUUGACUCUCAGAGUUGGUGCUGGCCAAGACAAGAUUGUUAUCAGCAAAGUGGUUCCAGCCCCCGAGGCUAAGCCAGCUCCUUCUCUGAGUAGACCAAAAACCCCACCACCUGCACCAGCCCCAGCACCUGUACCGCUGCAUAUGACUCCUCCCCUGGUGCCUUUGCCGCUCCUCGCACAGCCUACUGCAUCGCCUGCUUUAGUUCCGCCUCCUUCCCCUGCCAUCUCUGCAGCAGGAAGUUCCAAAGCCCCUGUACGAAGUGUGGUGACCGAGACGGUCAGCACCUACGUGAUCAGAGAUGAGUGGGGUAAUCAGAUCUGGAUCUGUCCUGGAUGUAACAAACCUGAUGAUGGAAGUCCAAUGAUUGGUUGUGAUGACUGUGAUGACUGGUACCAUUGGCCCUGUGUUGGAAUAACAGCUGCACCACCAGAAGAAAUGCAGUGGUUCUGUCCCAAGUGUGCCAACAAGAAGAAAGAUAAAAAGCACAAAAAGAGGAAGCACCGAGCACACUGAUGUCUUCUCGUGGCCUGAACCGCAUAGUAUCAGAUCAGGGUUUCUUUCCUCUAGAGGAGAGUGGGUACAAUUCUGCCAUCGUUAUCUGCCACCAAAUUCUUAAAGGUAAUGAAUCUUGGAAGACUGAGGACAAGAACACACUAUCCACUCUGGAUUUUUCCCUCCUGCAUUGGACUGGCCACUGUGGGCUAAAUGUUAGUGUGAUUGAAGAAAAACUCAAGUAGAGGCAUGGCAUAGGGACUGCCACGUCUCCAUUUUUCUAUUACCAGUGACAAGUAUUAUUAAUAAAAAAAAAAAAUCAGACAUCUUCCUCUUCGAUUUUCUUUAUUCUCUCCAGGGCCUUUUCAUUAAGGUAGUAGACGAGACGAUAAUGUGUAAGCUGCCUUGACUGCAAUUUAAGGAUGAUAUCAUUAGUCUGUAUACAGUUUUCAACCUCCUUCCCUCUAUAGUAAGAUAAUCAUAAUAACAUCAAAGAAAACUCCAGUUGGAGUAUUGGUAAAUAUUUUUGUGAUGAGAAUAUAUGAAGCUUCCCCUCCUCAUUUUUAGUACUAACAUGUAAAAUGUUCAGGCUUUUGUGAAAUACCUUAUAUUUUUUAAGAAAAGGGUUUCUAUCAUGUCCUGUUUGUUUUUGUGCAAAUUAUUUUUGUUUACUAUAACAUUAUUUUAUAUCUUUGUUGCAUUCUAAUUUUGCCCUUCUUUAAACUGCUGGAGUCUCUUCUCACUGCUUGUACAUUUCAUCAACUUGUAUAAAAACUCUUCAUACUAAAAGAUUUCCCCUAAUGUAAAUAAUAAAUAUUUAUGAAGUAGUUAUUUUAAAAUUUUUUAUCGUGUUUAAUUAAUUCUGGCUUUCUGUGAAAUCCACUGUGAUUUCACCCAUGUUUGUAAUUACUGCCUGUACAUAAAGUAAAGAAGGCUAGAAAAGAAGAGCCGUGGCUCUAAGUAAUUUACCUUGAGUUGGACCUGUGCGGUGCCCAAAAAACACUCUGGGAAAAAAGGACCCUAGCAGUUAGAAGGAAAACAAGACAAUUUAAAUCUCUAGGUUAUGAUUUGAAAUUGUUUUGUUCGUUAUCUGUUUUGUUUCUGUAAGUUUCCUUGACUUAUUAAAAGGACAUGUAGAUUCCACAAAAGUAAAACAAACAAAAAAAUACUGUAGCAUUUUGUGUUUAUAUUGUUUUAUUUCUGCAGAUCUAUUCGCUGAUAUUGUGGUUUAAGGCUGAAAUGAAGUAUAUUAUGAAUUUUCUUAAUAAAAUUUCUCAAAUUUCAGGGUAUCACAAAACUUUAUUAUAUUACUAUACUGCCCGCUAUUUAUUGUAUGUUUUAGAUGUCUGAGAGGUAAACCAAAUAUUUUAUUUUUAAUGUAAAACAUUGAAUUUAAUUUUAUUAGCAUAUUUUAGCAAUGUUGGAAUAAAUAUGGACUCUUACUUGAUUUUUAAAUAACCUCAAUUUGGACUAGUGUGGAUAUCUUGAAUGCCAGAAUAUGGGUUUUGACUCUAAUACAAAUAUAUUAAUAGAGAUUGUGGGUUUUUUUAAUGCCAACUAAAUUGAUAUUAGUGUAUAAAUUAGUCAUACAGGCAGUACCUGGAUUCCGAACAAGUUCCGUUCCUAAGUCUGUCUUUAAGUCAAAUUUGUGCGUAAGUCAGAACAGUUAGGUACGGUUUGUGUCUAACAUUAGUUAGUCAAAUGUUUGUUUUAGUAUAUAACAUAUAGUGUACCUUCCUGUGCACAAAAAUCAUUAAAGAAACACUUCUAGAUACACUGAGACAUCUUUAACAUAAUACAGUAAUAAUAAUGUUUUGAUGUACAUCACAAAGUAGCACCUGCUUGUUAUUAAGAACCAUUGUAUGUACCUCAAAUUUUUAAUAUAAUAGGCUUUAUGGAGGUUGGUUCAUAACUAUGGGUUGUUUGUACAUGGGAUGUUCGUAACCUGGGGACUGCCUGUAUUUUAAAACAUAUUGUGUGGUUAGAGAAAUGAGGUUUUCUGACAUGAAUGUUAAAUAGCAAAUGAGUGGAAAUGGAGUAGACCUUUUAAGAGUGCAGUAUUACAUUGCUGUCCUUGUUCUGGAGGCCAAAAUGUUUCUAUCCCUGCAAAAAAAAAAAAAAAAAAAAGCAUAUAUGUUAAGAUAUGUGUUUUUUGUUUUAUUAAUUUGAGAUCAUUCUAAAUACUUUAUACAAUAUUUUCACAUGCACAGAUAUACCCAUCAGUGCUUUUUGGAGAGGGAUAGGGGUGGGGGAAUUGAAAAAUAAAGAUUAUUGGCUAUUUCAUAGUUUGCUUUUCCAUUUUCUUUAUUUAGGAUUUAGUUCCCUGAGGCAUGGUCAGUGGAUCUAAAGUUGCCACGUUUAAGUGAGCAGGUCAUGCUACUGAAAUAAGAAUGGAGGUGCCUAUAUAUAACCUUUUCCCUAGUCCUGCUGUCUGAGAGACUUCAGCCCAUACUACAUUUAAGGAAUUUCAAUCAGUUCGUUGUCCCUUGCUAUUUCAUGGUUGCUUUCCUAAAUCCAGUUCAUGAUUUUAUAAAUGGUCUUUGCAAUAAUAAAACCAAAGAAUCAUUUUUAGGGGGCUGGAUAGCUCAAGGGAUUAGUAAUGGAAUACAGAGCCUUCACCUCUAGGUCAGUGAGUUGAAUCCAGUCCAGAUCACUGGAGACCAAAAGUUGUUACCAUCUUAUGACUGUUCAGUGGGCUGUGUGAAAUGAACUGGUGGUGUCAGUCUCUAGUGGAUGGCUGUCCAGGGCAUGACACCAAUCAAAGGAAGUUAAAGAAACUGCAAAAAAAAAAGGAAAGUUAGAAAGUUGGGCAUAGUAAUUCUCCAUAAGGUAAUAUGGAAGAAGAAAGAGCAGCUUACAGAUACUGUGGACAUGACAAAGAGAUUAAUUUACCUUCCUUAAUGAAGUAGAACAUAAUAGGAAAAGAGAAAGCCUGUAUAGGACUAGAGGGGAGAAGGAUAAAUUGGGAAAGAUUAUGUAAUCAAGAAAACUUUAGGGGGCCUAAACAAGUAAAAGUAGAUUUUGACUUUUGAGGAGGAAGGAAAUCAUAAGCAGCAGGAAUUUGAAGAACUACUGUAACUGAGAGAAUUAGAUGCAAAGGAAUGAAAAGAAUUUGCCUUUGAAGGGUGAGAAGCAGGGCUUCGAACCAGUUCGUUCCAGUUCAAACCCCUGCUGAGAAUUUUCAUUUCCACCCCAGAUAUACUGAAUCAGAAUCUACGUUUUAACAAGAUCCCUAAUUGAUUCUUAUGUAUAAUAAAUUUUGAGAACCAUUGCUCUACUAGUAAUUCUCAGGAUUGGUCCCUAAGCAGCAGUAUUAGCAUCGAUGAGAACUUGUUACAUACACAAAUUCUCAGCAGGAGUUUGAACUUGGAACGAACUGAUUCGAAGCCCUAGUUAGAAGUUUUCACUUUUAAGUAAAAUCAUGACCCAUUUUAAUUAUUCCAACACUAUCAUUUGGCCUUAGCAUCAGUACUUUGUAAAGAGAAAUAGCCAGGGGAAAAAAAAUUGCCCUGGCUAUUGAUUUUAUUGGAGGAGAUGGUAAUUUAAGAAACAGAUGCCCUCACUCACAGGAAACAGAGAAACUCUUCUAGUGAGAUAAUCAGCCUUCAGAGCCAUGUGUAGCUUGCAGAGUGUAAUUUCUAUGACUGACAAGGUGUUUCUCUUCUGCAGGUGUCUACAGUUAAGUACAGUGAGGAUCUUUAUCCUCCAACUGAUGUGUGGUUCCAAAUGUCCUGAAGAAAAUCAGAGGGUAUCACAGUAUUCUGACUUCGUUGGGCUUUUUCAGAGAUAAAAUAUAAUGCAUUACCCUACUGUAUCAUCUAAACCGCCUUUGUUCUCCUUUCAGUAGGACGAUUAGACAAAGACCUACUAACCAAAUUAAAGUAUAAAAUGAACACUGAGAUAGGAAACCUUGCCAGUAAGAAUGCUAAUGAAUGAAGCUCACUAAAGGCAUGCUAAGUUGCCAAUAUAAAUAGUUUUAUGGCCAAUCUCUUUAGAUCAUGGCAGUAUUCUUUAGAAGUUUAAGUCUAAAAGUAGAUGAGUUACCUUGACUGUAGAAUGAAAUAGUGUUCUGAAUAAUGUCUCUUUCCACAAUGGUACCAGUCAUUCUGUUAGGAGACUAUUUCUUUGAGAAUCUUGGAUUCGUUGCAGACUAAAAAGUAUAAAGUAACUAUUAAUCCAUGCGUGAAGGUCAAUAAAUGACAUUGUAAUUAGAUAUCUAGAUGGACAGGUGAACAGUUUAUUCUUAAUUUGAUUAAACUUGCAUUUAGUUUACAUGUGAAUUAUUAAAACAACUGCUAAUGACCAUCCUGGACAACUCUUUUUAGUUUGUAAAAGAACAGUUUUAAACACUUUCAUUCAUUCAUUCAACAUUUGCUAGGCACUUUUUGUGGAAAUUUCAAAGACAUAUUAGAUCCAAGUUUGUCUUUCCAGUAAUCUGGGUUCUGAGGCCCUCUGGUCGUUUCUCUUUCUCCAUGGUAAUUGCAGUCAUUCCCACAAUGUACUGUGUACGAAAAUGCACUUCAUCAGAGUCUAUGCAUGUUGCAAACUUGUUCUUUUCCCAUUUUUUUUUUUUUACAUGAUCUUUCUAUGCACCUUAGACCACAAGUUGUUUUUAAUUUUGAUACAGGCAGUCCCUGGAUUACAAACACGUUCCGUUCCUAAAUCUGUCCUAAAGUAGAAUUUGUACGUAAAUCAGAACAGCUAGGUAGAGUUUGUACUUAAGAUCAGUUAAUCAAAUGUUUGUCUUGGUGUAUAGUAUAUAGUGUACCUUUCUAUACAUACAAAGCAUUAAAGAAGCACUUCCAGAUACACUAAAACAUCUUUAACACAUAGUACAGUAAUAAUGUUUUGAUGCACAUUGCAAAGUAGUGCCCAUUUGUUUUUAUGAACUUUUGUAUGUACCUUGAUUUUUUAAUAUAAUAGGCUUUACAGGGGUUGGUCCAUAAUCCAGGGACUGCCUGUAUAGCUUUAUGCUUUGAAAUGUUUACAUUUACAACAAAAUAAUUUAAAGAUUAUUAGCAAGUAUUUAUAUUAACUACACUAAGAACUAGCAAAGUAGAUAUUAUAUAAAAAUACACACAUGUAGUACAUAUAAACUGCCAGAUUUAAAAGUUGGGCUUUUAGAACAGAAGCAUAUUUUAGGUACUUCCUUAGGCUUAAGCAAUAAUUUCGUACUAAAUUCUUGGAACCUAGUCAGUAUUUUUUUAACUUUUUCAAAUUUCAUGGGUUUUUUUGUUUGGUCAUAUUUUUUAUUAAUGAAAUGUUUAGAAUGGGACUAUCGUAAGCAAAACAACACAAACCUGAAGAAUGUCAUUGUCCUUAAUGAGUUAACUAUUGACAAGUUAAAUAGUUUUAAGAAAAUGUGCUGGUUCUAUUGAACUCAUUCGGAGCUAUAGCAGUAGUUAUCAGAGGAAGGUCAAAUAGUCCAAGGAUAUUAUCAGGUUACAUUCUAAUUAUUAUUAAAUUGGAAUGUUGAUUAAAUGUUAAUGCAGUUUUCAGAAAAUGAAUUCUUUAUAACUGGAUUUCUAGAUAACCAGUUCUUCAUCUUCCGUUCAUUCUGUUAAUUUUGACAUGGCCAUUUACAACAUUCAGAAAAACAAAUACAAGGCCCAGAAUGUCCUGCUUUUAGCAAUAUGUGUAUAUUUCUCAAAAAAAAAAAAAAUAAUAAUCUUCAUUAGGUAUCUCUCUAGGCAAGAUACAUCCUGCACUGUGAGGACACAAAGAUGAACGGAGAUAGCAUGCCCCCAGUGUUAGAGGAGAGCGAUAACAGGUAACAUAUUAAGGUGGUGCACACGUCAAAUAUGGAUACAAAUCAGAAGUUCAUGGAAAGAUUAUCAUUUCUGACAACAGUCUGACCAAUUUCCAUGUAUAAAUCAAUAAAGGGAAUCUUACCACAAAAUAAGUGUUAUAAAACAAGACAUAAGAAUACACAUAGUAUGAUUUCUUAUAUAUAAAUUUAAAAAGAGACAUGCUUGUUAACAAAUAACAAUAAAUAUUUUGGGAUGCCCAGAACAUUCUCUGAUAAGAAGGCUGGGAAUUGCAUCACCUUCUCUAUCCCAGGUCCUUCUUAUCAUAGAAGACUUCCUCAUUCUGGGCACACAGUAACUUUCUCUGCCUCUUGCACAUGCACGAGAACCAUAGGGGACCUGGCCAACCCCACUUCUAUGUCCGUUCUCAGCAGGAAGGAACGGGGUCUCUCAUACCACAGUACAAGAGAGAAAAUGUGCCAGAUUGUAAGAGCUAGCCUCAGGGGAGCGGGGGUGGACUGAAGGGGAAACAAGCUUUUUGAGGCUGAACAUGAGCAUCCUCAUGCAGUCUGUCAAUUCUCUACAGUUUGCAUUCUUAUGUAAACACCUGGCCUGAACCACUAUUGUCCACCACCACUAUAAAACCUCUGCCCUCCCACGUGGGGCACAGAGAUCUGCUUUGGUCUUUAAGCCCCCCAGGAUUUGUCGCAGUGUGUAAGUCUCCCUAAUAAACUCCUUCACUGCAUAUAUAUAUACAUAUAAUUAGGUGCCAUCAAGCCAGUUGUGACUCAUAGUGACCCUAUGGACAACAGAACGAAACAAUGCCCAGUCCUGCACCAUCCCUAACAAUCGUUGUUAUGCUUCUGCUCAUUGUUGCAGCCACUGUGUCAGUCCACCUCAUUGAGGGUCUUCCUCUUUUCCACUGACCUGUAUUUUGCCAAGCAUGAUGUCCUUCUCCAGGGACUGACCCCUCCUGACAUGUCCCAAGUAUGUAAGAUGCAGUCUCAUCAUCCUUGCUUCUAAGAAGCAUUCUGGUUGUACUUCUUCCAAGACAGAUUUGCUCUUUCUUUUGCCACUCCAUGGCAUAUUCAAUGUUCUUCACCAAC